Messenger RNA from Kwoniella shivajii, 1350 nucleotides. RefSeq lists its product as uncharacterized. The transcript has 6 exons. The record is from RefSeq and is a predicted model, not a curated record. Bases 1 to 1350 code for a protein of 449 amino acids. Gene Ontology annotation, molecular function: monooxygenase activity; FAD binding. Lineage: Eukaryota; Fungi; Basidiomycota; Tremellomycetes; Tremellales; Cryptococcaceae.
AUGACCGUUGAUGAGACUAACAGAUCAUUCAAGAUUGUUAUCAUAGGAGGAGGCCUAGCCGGCUUGGCUACUGCUCAUUCUCUGGCACGAGCUCAGAGGGAAGGUAGAGUAUUCACUAGCCUCACAGUGACGGUAUAUGAACAACGAAGUGAAGAGUCAAGCUUCGUCAAGUAUCCCAUGCAUAUUGCACCGGAUGCUCGCUCAGCUCUACAAAACAUCCUUUCACCAGACUCUUACGCGGAUCUGGUCUCAAGAUCAGACUACGGUAUCACUCAUGGUGGGAUUACCAUUCUCACUCCUCAACUGACUCGUCUCUACGCCAGUCAGAAGUACGAAGGCGAGCAACCUCAAUAUGUCAGUCGAGGAGUUCUGAAGAAAGUUUUGGAGGAAGGCGUGGACCUGGUCAAGGGCAGACGGGUUGUAAGAGUCAGAGAAGUUGAAGAGAAAGUCGAGGUAGUCUUCGAAGAGGGUGGAAGUGAAUUGGCAGAUUUCGUCAUUGGAGCGGAUGGUGUUGGAUCAAUCGUUCGAUCUCAACUAUUCCCUACCCAUUCGCAAUUCCCUUUACUCCCUCAUGCCGUUGUCCAAUUUAAACUUGCCACACCUCUUUCUCGACUUUCCUCGCUUCCCGAUAAGCAUGGUAAUAACCUUAUACUCGGUACUCAAUCCAGCUCUUUCCAAAUCGUUCCACUUGCCGGAACUGCACUCCCGACCAUGACACCUGGAGCAGCAUUGAAUCUGUCUGGACAAGGACCUUUCGCGGAACCUGAUAACAGUAUCAAGGAUAUUCACACAGCAUUGGAAGAUCCCAAAUCUGGUUACAUAUUUGUCAGAAUGAUAGUCCCAAGUUUUACGGGAUGGGAAGAUCUAACGGAAGGUGCUUGGAUCGAAAAAGCGAUCAAACUUCUCAAAGACGAUGUUGCAGACCACCAGAUUGUUACAGCGUUUGAGGAAGAUAUCAUUCCUGGUACAGUGGCUGCUUGGGGUAUCGUCAGCUCAUCAGUAGGAAAUUCAAUGCCUUGCAGAGAGGGAAGAUUGGUAUUGAUAGGCGAUGCAAUGCACGCUAUGCCUCCCACAGGCGGUGCGGGUGGAGCUACUGCUUUCAAAGAUGCCGAAGGAUUAGUGAACACACUCUUGUCAUCUACAGAAUUGGGUGGAACAGAUGGACCACUUCACACUCUCCUCCCUACUUUUUAUGAGGAAAGUACUGCCCGUAGCGAACAAUAUCUUAAAGACGCCUUGCAUCGACUGGAAGUCUCAAACCAAUCUGGAUUUCAGGCAUGGAUUCAUCGAGGACUAUUGAAGGGCAUGGAUUGGUACUAUCCUUUAUCACAUUGGGUGGCCAGUCUGUAG